GUCUGUCAGGGAGGUUCAGUGACCCUGGCCUUCCUGAAUCGCCAGGCAGCUGAUUCUCUCCCCCUCUGAGUGUGAGGCAGAACCUUCAACAAACACGGUCUGGCACACCUCUGGCAACGCUCUUAAAGGCCCUGAACUCCUUUGGGGAGCUCUGCACAAGCAGCCGGGGAGACAGACAGGUGAUGGAUCUACCUCCUGUCUUGCUUUCUCCUCAGUCCCAGACGGGCUCCCACCUGGCAGAAACCUGCAUGGAACGCGAGAGAAGCCCACCCACAGCAGAGCUGGCCAGGGACUCCUUUCCCAGUGAUCAGGUGCCCAGCUCCAGCCUCACUGAUACCGACUGGUUUGGGGAUGAGCACAUCCAGGCAAAGAGGGCCAGAGUAGAGACUAUUGUCCGAGGCAUGUGUCUCUCUCCUAGCCCCAUGGUGCCAGGCAGUGCACGAGCUAAGGAGAGCUCAUGCUGUCCAGAGAUAGCCCGGGAGCGGAAGAGGAAGCAGAGCCUUCCCACACACCAGGGUCCCCUGAAAUCAGGUCUUGGCUGGGAUUGCGGGCCCAAGAAGGGGGAGACCCGGGUGAAAGAACAGCUCAAUCUACUGAAGCAACAGCUAAGACAUCUGCAGGAGCAUGUCCUACAGGCCACUGAGCAGGGCCCAGGAGGUGCUGAACAGAGAAGCUCCCCAAGGGCAAAGCAGAGGAACAGCUUCCUGUCUAGUCCCUGGACCGUGGACAGCAAAGUCCACCAGCGUUCUAACAAGGACACCUGUGGGGCAGUAAAGCCCAGAACCGCUGAGGUUCAUCAGCAGGCAGAGGAACCGGUGCUCCGUCCUUCUGGAGCACGGGCUUUAGUGGAGGCUCUAAGGAAAGAACUAAACAGGGCCGUGUCCCAGGCUGUGGACUCAGUAUUACAACAGAUGCUACUGGAUCCGCCCGGACACCUCACCCGGCAGGAACUGAGCUGCCAGAGGCUAGCAUCAGAGGGUAGAAACCACCCUUCACCUCCACAGAGAAGUGCCCAUAAGGAACCGCUUGCUCUUGCUACCCUGCCUAGGAGGGUCCCCCCACAAGCGGGGGUUCCUUUGGGCAGUUCUUCACUGGCUACGCCUCUAGAUCCUCCAAUGUGUCCUGUCUCUCCAAGAGCAGUUCCCAAACCACAUCAGAAUCCCCUAACAAACUGUCCCCUGACAGCUGUGUCUUCCCACAUCUGGGAAAAUCAGAUUCUUAGCCAGCUUCUGGGUCGUGGGCCUAAUGGCCAUUGGAGUGGCAGCCCUCAGCAGGACUCAUCGUCCCAAAGUCACACCUCCGCAGAGUCUGCCCAGCAACCUUGGGUUUUGAGUCAGCAGCAGCUCCCGCUGUCUUUCACUUCUGUCCGCCUGGAAAGCCGGCCUCUCCUACCCUCUGUGAAGAUGGAGCAGGGUGUGCUGCAGGGCGUGGCUGACAUGAUUCCUUUCUCUUCCAUCCACAUCCAGGAAGGCCUAAGCCCUGGUCACUUGAAGAAGGCCAAACUCAUGUUUUUCUUCACACGGUACCCCAGUUCCAGCCUCCUGAAAGCUUAUUUCCCUGACGUUCAGUUCAACCGCUGCAUCACCUCCCAGAUGAUCAAGUGGUUCAGCAACUUCCGGGAGUUUUAUUACAUCCAGAUGGAGAAGUACGCACGGCAAGCAAUUUCAGAUGGUGUCACAAACCCCAAAAUGCUGACGGUUCUCCGUGACUCAGAGAUUUUUCGAGUUCUCAAUGCACACUAUAACAAGGGGAAUGACUUUGAGGUCCCAGACUGCUUCUUGGAAAUUGCCACCUUGACAUUACAGGAGUUCUUCAGGGCUGUCUCCGCAGGGAAAGACACAGAUCCUUCCUGGAAGAAACCCAUUUACAAAAUUAUUUCAAAACUGGACAGUGACAUCCCAGAGAUACUCAAAUCUUCCAACUAUCCCCAAGAACUGUUUCGAAAUUAAGAGAAAAAAACGAGGUCAAGUACAAUGUCCUGUUAUUCCAAUACUUGGGAGGUGGAGACAGGAGGAUCAGGAAUUGGGCAGCCUUGGCUACACAGACAGAUGAUCAAACAAAAUGAGUAGACUGGCCCAGGAUGGCAGUCUAGCUGUAGUCAUGUAAGAGGGAACAAGACGACCCUCUCCCAUGCAUAGAAUUUGUUCAGAAUCAUCAGAGACUUAACCUUAACCACACGGUAUCAACUAAGCCCAUGUUGGUAGUAUACCGGCAAAGAAACUCAAGUUUGGCAUCAGAAGACUUAAAAGUCAAUGCCACUGUCAUCAAGUGCUGUGACGCUGAUAAUUUCCUGGUAUUUCUGCAACUCUAAAAGGAGAUUCAGCCAGGCAGUGGUGGCACACACCUUUAAUCUCAGCACCUGGGAGGUAGAGGCAGGUGGAUCUCUGAGUUUGAGGCUAUCUUGGUCUACAGAGAGAGUUCCAGGCUAGCCAGGGCUACACAGAGAAACCCUGCCUUGAAAAACCAAAUAAAUAAAACCAAGAAAUUUUGAACCAUGGGUAACUCAUUGAUCCUUCUGCCAGCGAACUGGGUUAGUCAGGAGUGUGGAGGAACCAAUGACCAUGUAAGCUGGACUUGUGCUGGAUCACUCAUGCUGUCACUCAGGAUCUCAAACAGGAAGAAGUCAUACCAACAGGGCACCCGCAAAGUGGCAUUGCCAUCUGACAACUGUGGCACUCAGGAGUGCUUCAUUAUCCAAGACUUUCCCUGAUGGCUUCAGCAAACCCAGCACAAACUUCCCAAGGGACCUUGGCAUUGCUGUUGUUUGCAUAUGUCUGCCCAGACAGUAAGUCAGCAGACAAUCCUAACAGUCCUACUUGACCUAUGUAACAAUGUCCCAGCUGCCUAUGCACAUAAAAAAAAAAAAAAAAAAAAAAAA
Molecule: messenger RNA, 2878 nt
Organism: Cricetulus griseus (Chinese hamster)
Lineage: Eukaryota; Metazoa; Chordata; Mammalia; Rodentia; Cricetidae
Source: RefSeq, a predicted model, not a curated record